GUGACUGUUAUCUCCGGACUUUGCACAAAGUCCGCAGGGAGGCGCGUUGGUUGCAUAGAGCGGGAGUUUGCAAGCCCGGGAGCCUGGAAACGGUGCAGCGGGCGGAGGGGACGGGGAGGGCCACAGGCUGGGAGUUCGGCAGACGCUGGGAUGUCCCCCUGCCUCCAAGGAUCAGGAGCGCCUGCAGAGAAAGUUCUGCAGGAAAAACGAACCUGCGCGGGUGGAGUCAGACCCUGGGCUCUGGGAGGUUGGGUUCCGGGGGCGGGCCUGGGCGCAGCUCCCGGGAUCCGCUUCCUGCUAGGCUCCUCCUUCUCCUCCCCUUAACCCUUUCAGCCGCUCGUUUUGAGGAGAAGUUCGGGAAGCAGUUCCGUCCCUCCUGUCUGCAGCCCUGCAACCCUCCAGCACGUGGAAUGAGCUCUUGGGCUGCGCCAUCCACAGACAAGUCCAGACGCCGGCGCUGGGGAAAUGGACCCGGUGACCUUCCUGGACGUGGCUGUGAACUUCACCAAGGAGGAGUGGGCGCUGCUGGACCCUGCACAGAGGACGCUCUACAGAGACGUGAUGCUGGAGAACUGCAGGAACCUGGCCUCCGUGGAUUGGGUGACUCAACAUAACACCAGAGACUCCAUCCCUCAGCGGGACACUCUUGCUAAAAAGACAUUUCAUGAAGCGAACAGAGUGUGUCUCGUGAGCAACAAUUCCCGGACCCCCACAUUAGGAGAAGACUGGAAAUGCCACAAAACAGAGGAGCCACGCCAGCAGAGGGGGCAGAAAUUGAAGAAAGUUGCUGUUGCCCGAGAGAGAGAUGGGUCUCCAGCUGGAGCCUGUGAAUAUUGUGGCAUGCGGGACAAUUCUAAACCUAGCUCAAAGCUUGUGCCUUCACAGGGAGAUUCCACAAGACGAUAUAUCCCACAAUGUGGUUCGAGUAUUUUGAAACAAAAUUCUGUCUUAACCAGUAAUCAAAAACUUUAUAAAAACGAUGAAUACGAUAGAGUCUGGAGGCAGAGCAUUCCGUUCAUUCCAUGUGUGAGGACUCCAAAAUCAAACACAUGGAUUGGCAAUCAGAACAAUGUGCUUCACAUGCAUCAUAAAACUUACGUGGGGGUGGACAUUCGUGAGUGGGAUCCAUUUAGAAGAGUUUUUAGCCAAGAGUUUUCCCUUUGGGCACACAGAACUCACAUUAAAGAGAAAACUUAUGAGUCUGACCAAUGUGAAAGCACUUUCCAAAAUGACUCGAUCUGUGCUGCGCAGAUGCGGUCUUAUAUGGCACAGGCAAAUAAUGAGAAUAAUCGACGUGGAACAACCUUUGCCCCCAUUCCAAGCUCUGAUCAGCACAGGAGAAGUGGGACUAGAGAGAAAAGCUAUAGAUGUCACAGCUGCAGGAAAGCCUUCGUUUAUCAGUCAUUCCUUAGAAGACACAUGGAAAUUCACACCGGAGAGAAACCCUAUGAAUGUAAGAAAUGUGGGAAAGCCUUCAGAUAUUCCUUGCACCUUAAUAAGCAUGUCAGAAAGCACAUCGUGAAGCAGUCCUUUGAAUGUAAGGAAUGUGGGAAAGCCUUCAGUAAAUCCUCAAAUCUUACUGAACAUAUAAGGAUUCACACUGGGGAGAAACCCUAUAAAUGUGAGGAGUGUGGAAGAGCCUUCGCUCAUUCUUCAGGAUUUAAAAUCCAUCUGAAGACUCACAGUUGAGAGAAGCCCAGUGAAUGAAAGGAAUGUGGGAAAAGCUUCACUAAUUUUCUCAAAAUACUGGGUGCAGAAGGAGGUUAUAUGGGUAGGGAAAGUCUUUCCUGAAUUCUCGUAUUCUUUUCUAAUAAAAUCCUGUAAGACGGUGAACUGCC
This is a messenger RNA of Equus caballus (horse), 1838 nucleotides long. Lineage: Eukaryota; Metazoa; Chordata; Mammalia; Perissodactyla; Equidae. The record is from RefSeq and is a predicted model, not a curated record.